AUGUCCCCGUUUGUAAUGAAUCCCUGUCUGAAGGUUGCUCUUGGCUGGCAGAGUUUCACAGGUGGCGCUGACCACCUUGCGGAGCAGGCGCUGGGCUGGAGCUCAGGAGAUUUGAAUUCAGUUCCCAGCUCGGACACGGACUCCUUGGGGGAUGGGGGGAGUAGAGGGCAGGCGAGCCGGAUCCCAGGGAGACGUCACCCCGGCGGCCCAACCCCUGCCUUGUCCUCUCCCGGCACAGCCGAGAAGCUGAGCCUGCGUGAGGCCCGGGACUGGCUGGUGCGGGAGGCCCAGCAGCAGCGGGAGAACUGCUCGAAGGUGACGGAGAAGCUGAAGCAGGCGGCCAGCAGUGCCAACAGUGAGCGGGAGCUCUGCCGGCAGGAGACCAUCCGCCUGCGGGCACAGUACAGCGGGCAGCAGCUGGGGCAGAACCAGUGUUGCAGCCUCGGGGAGAAGAUGCUGGGUGAGUUCCAGAACAUCCAUCAGACCCUCCAGGGGAAACUGGGGACCCUCUCGCCCUACUCAUCCAGCAGCUGCACCACGCUGAGCCAGCAGCUGAACUCGCAGCUCAAGACGCUGGGGGACAAGCUGCAGCAGGAGAUGCAGACCCAGGGGCAGGAGAACGGGCGGCUGCAGGCCGAGAAGCUGCUCAGCGAGGCGAACCUGCAGGACUGCGGGCAGCAGCGCGCCAGGGAGACCCAGCAGCACCAGCACCAGCUGCAGACCCUGCAGGCUACCUGCGACGCCGAGGCCACGCGGAACUACCAGGAGAAGCAGACGCUGACGGAGGAGAAGGGCCGCCUGAACCAGCAGCUGCAGGAGAAGAACAAGCUUCUUGCCCAGGCAGAGGCCGUGAAAGCCCAACUGGAGAGCUGCAGGAGGGCAAAGGGCAGUGCUUGGAACCCAGGCCUGAGAAAUCCUAGCAACCCCGGGACCUUCGGGAACCCUGGGACCUUCGGGAAUCCAGGGACACUGGGGAACCCCGGGACGUUCGCGAACCCAGGGACCCUGGGGAAUCCUGGGACGUUCGGGAACACUGGCAGAGUCAACCUGGAUGAAAUCAGAAAGCGAAUCCUGGAGGAGGCCAAACUGUCCAACCAGUUCCCCCCAAAACCCGUGGCACAGCCCAGCGGCUAACGAGAGAGCAAGGCCAUGGGGAGCUGAGCUGGAGGAAACGCGACUUGAUUGGCAAGAAACUUAGGAGACUGAGCUGGUGCACGGCCUGAAAUCGCUCUCUUGCUCAGACAGACAGACACGCCUGGGCAGAGACUCACAGCCAGGCGCAAACACAUACAUGUGACUCUCCCCCACCCACACAGCUGCAAUCCAUCUUACACCCCGUCCCCAGCUCCAAUCUCUCGCACACACACUCGGCCAGACUCUCAGAUCGCCCAGCUCACGCUCACCCCAGACACACACACGCCCUCUGGGCCUCCCCCUCCCGCCCCUUACUCCUGGUCCAGUGACCCCUGGUUCGCCAGCACCAGAAGCUGGGCGUGCUGGCGGGAGGGGAGCUCAUGCUGAUCUCGCCCUUUGGCAGCCCCCCCUCCGACUUGUAGCCCUUUGGGUGGGGGGGUCUGGCCAGACCUGGCAGCACGGCACAGGCCCACCCCGGGGGGUGGGGAGGACCGUGGCUCCCCUGACUGACCCCACUAACUCUCUGGGCUUUACUCACCCUCACUAUCCCUGCUGAGAUCCCCUCCCGCCAGCACCUGGGCCUGGCCCCCGCUCCAGCCUCACCCCCGCCCUCCUCCAGCCACUCCUGCGUCCCUGCCCAGACCUCAAGCCCCUGGUCUGAUCAGGCUCCGCGGCCCCAACACCCCUCCAGUCCUGCAGCCCUUUCCCCAGCCUUUUGCCGGGCGGGGCCCUUGGAGCUCACCCCAUCCCAGGGAGGUUAGACCCUGGGGCCCUGCCCAAUGCCACAGCCCAGGGGGUGCAGGAUCUGCCAUGAAUGUGAACGCAGGGCUAGGAGGUGAAGGGGAACCGCCGAGGCGGCUCCGGCCUCUCUCGCCGAUUAGCCGAGCGAUGCGGCGGAGGCUCAUGGCGCUUUGCUGUAAUUCUUCCACCCCGCACUGAAUACACGCCUGACGGCAGCCCGG
This is a messenger RNA of Trachemys scripta elegans, 2096 nucleotides long. RefSeq names its product zinc finger protein 853-like. The record is from RefSeq and is a predicted model, not a curated record. Gene Ontology annotation, cellular component: caveola. NCBI's taxonomy places the organism in Eukaryota, Metazoa, Chordata, Testudines, Emydidae. Bases 1 to 1134 code for a protein of 377 amino acids. Gene Ontology annotation, biological process: regulation of vascular permeability; positive regulation of cellular extravasation. The transcript is spliced from 5 exons.